Molecule: messenger RNA, 2743 nt
Organism: Fundulus heteroclitus (mummichog)
Lineage: Eukaryota; Metazoa; Chordata; Actinopteri; Cyprinodontiformes; Fundulidae
Gene: retsat.2
Product: retinol saturase (all-trans-retinol 13,14-reductase)
Exons: 11
Coding region: 35-1867 (610 amino acids)
Biological process (GO): small GTPase-mediated signal transduction
Molecular function (GO): GDP-dissociation inhibitor activity; all-trans-retinol 13,14-reductase activity
Source: RefSeq, a predicted model, not a curated record
AGUUGGCAGGACCUUGCAAAUAAAGUUUGACGCGAUGUGGACGAUUUUAUGCAUCGCUUGCAUAGUUUUAGUCAUAUUUCUACUUAAAUAUGUCUUCGGCAGCUCAGGUCCGAACCCGUUCGCGAAGGACUGUCGUGAGCCGCUGAGAGAGAAGGUUUACGACAAGAAAGAGAAAAAUAAAGUCCUAAAGCAGGGUUUCCUGGCCAACAGAGUGCCAGACAAUCUCGAUGCAGUUGUUAUCGGCAGUGGUGUCGGUGGACUCGGGCUGGCAGUGCUGCUAGCUAAAGUUGGAAAGAGGGUUCUGGUUCUGGAGCAGCAUGAUCGGGCUGGGGGGUGCUGCCACACGUUCACAGAGAAGGGCUUUGAGUUUGAUGUUGGUAUCCACUACAUUGGCGACCUGUUGGAGCACAAGCCUUUUCGCUGUAUGCUGGACCAGAUGACCAAUGGACAACUGCAGUGGGAGAAGCUGGAGAACCCAUUUGACCACGUUGUGCUGGGACCUCCUGAAAACCGCCGCUCCUACCCCAUCUACAGCGGCAGCACUCGCUUCUCUGAGGAGCUGAAGAAGCGCUUCCCUGGAGAGGAGAAGGCCAUCGAUGAGUACUUGAGGCUGGCCAAGAAAACCGGACGAAGCGCCUGGUUCCUGGCUCUGCUGAAGCUCUGCCCCUUACCCUUGGCUAAGCUCCUGAUCCACACCGGUCUUGUCAAACAUCUGUCCUUCUUCUUUAAAAUGGCGCCACGCAGCCUGACCGACGUAGUCAACGAGCUGACGGAGAACAAGGACCUCAGAGCUGUCUUUACCUACAUCUUUGGCACCUACGGCAACAUGCCAAAAGACGCCAGCUUCGCCAUGCACAGUUUGCUGGUCACUCACUACCUGAGCGGCGCCUGGUACCCUAAAGGGGGCAGCAGCGAGAUUGCUUACCACAUGAUCCCCAUCAUCGAGAAGGCCGGGGGCGCUGUUCUGGUUCGAGCCCCAGUCAACCGUAUCUUGUUCAACGAGGCAAAGGAAGCUUGCGGGGUGAGCGUGUUGAAAGGUCAGGAGGAGGUGCACGUCCGUGCCCCCAUGGUCAUUUCUGAUGCUGGUAUCUUCAACACCUACGAGAAGCUUCUGCCCAAGGAGCUCCAGGCCAUGCCAGAGAUCCAGAGGCACAUCGGUAUGGUGAAGCACGGUGAAGGAGGCUUGAGCAUCUUUGUGGGUUUAAACGGAACCAAGGAGGAGCUGGGCCUGAGGGCAAACAACUACUGGAUCUUCGCUGAGAACAAUUUUGACGAGCUGGUGGAGAAAUAUAUGAACCAAGAGAGAGAGGAGGCUUCCAAAAAAAUACCUCUGCUGUUCGUUGCCUCGCCGUCAGCCAAAGAUCCAUCAUGGGAGGCGAGAUCACCAGGAAAGUCUACUUUGAGCCUGGUCAGUUUUGCCAAAUACUCGUGGUUUGAGGAUUGGAAGGACGACAAGGUGACGAACAGAGGAGCCGACUACAAAGAGCUGAAGCAAGCGUUCAUUGACACCGCCCUGGAAGUGGUGAUGGACGUUUUUCCUAAGAUCACCAGAGACAAGAUUGAGUACGUCGACGCUGGGACCCCCAUCACCAACACGCACUACAUCGGCGCCCCCGAAGGCGAGAUCUACGGCGUGGACCACGGCAUCGCCCGGUUCAGCCCCGAACUCAACGCCGUGAUAAGACCUCAGACUCCACUGAAGAACCUCUACCUGACAGGCCAGGACGUGUUUCUGUGCGGCUUCGCUGGCGCCCUCGCCGGAGCUCUCACUUGUGGCUCGGCCAUUCUCAGCCGCAACCUCCACCUGGACGCCAUCGCCUUGGCUAAGAGAACAAAAUACAUGGACAAAAAGCUGAAAGAGGAGUAGCCGCUCUUGUUGACUGUAUUUCAACACCUUUGUUCAGUUUGACCGCGCAGCUGUUUUUUGGUCUGAUGGGGUAUAGUAGUGGGGAAAGGAAUCUACAGUCUGGGACAGGUUGGAUCAUGAUGACUGGGGGAAAUGCCCAGAAUUUGGUGUUUGUGAAUAAAUUUCGAAGGUCCUGAGGAAGAAGCAGCAAAAAAAAUAAAAGCACUAAUAUACAAUCCCGUGUAUCCAUUUCUAAAAAAAAAAAGCUAUUGCUUGGAGAAGAAAGUAGAUUAGGGUCCUACUACUCCUCACUCAUGUAGAAAAUCCUUGUGUGGAAACUGGUUCUGGUUUCCCAUGAUGUUUUUUCCUUUCUGGGAAGUCAAGUAUUUUAAUGACCACUGUCAGUGGAGGGCUAAUUGUAACAUCUUUUAACCAGACAAUAAUGAAAACUGAUUUAAUACCGCUAAUAAAAACGGCUCUAAGGACUUCCACAUUGGUGUAAAUUUUAAUUUGCAUUGCUUUGUAUUUUUCCACCUCUGUCUUUGUGCCAUUGUGUUUUCGUUUCUCAGAUGGAUGGUGACGGGGGGAGGACUUCCUAAAAUCGGGCGUGUCUGUGAUUGUUGUAGUGCAGAAGAUGCAGGAGUUUGUUUUCCAUGCAUGCGUUCUCUUCCAUUAUCUAAGAUCAUGUCGCAGCGGGAACAGCUUCAGGAGGGACACCCAGAUACUCGUCUCCCCAGUAAUAUUCACCAAACUCUUUCCAGGAGAUCCCAGGCCCGACAGGACAUGCACUGCUGGGGGAAAAAGUUACUUUACCACUGACAAACUUACAUGUUUCAGCUCAUCAAAUAAUUGUAAAUAUUAGAAAAAGGAUAACCCGAAUAAAUACAAAUAAUUGCA